AUGCAAGACAAAGAAGACUUUGCACUGAAAUGGGUUGGCACAGAUGAUGUUUACAAAGCCCUUCGCCUUGAAGAAAUCAAUAGAGUGUUUUCCUACAAGAUGUCAAAUCGCACUCUCGGGAGAGACAAAGCUCCAAUCUGCAUUGAACUUAACAAGCCACCAUUGGAUCCAGCCUUGGAAGAAGAAAUGAAGCAACUUCGUUAUGCCAUGCUGCUGUCAAAAAUCAAAACCACAUUAGAAAAGGAACACCAGAAUGAUCCAAACUGCAAUGUUAGUAGCACGAAGGAUGAGCAUGGACGAGAGAUUGAAGAAGACGAAAGUGAUAUGAAUGAAGAUGAAGAUGAAGAUGAUAAUGAUGAUGAUGAUGCAGAUGACGAACAUGAUGACAGCGAUGAUGAUGAUGACAAUGAUGAUCAGUUGGGUAAUGUAGGUGUUCAGGAAGCCGAUCCCGAAGACAGUGAUCCAAUUUUGAUCGGUCCUGAUUAUGAUACCUUUCCUCAAAGAUCUCCCCUAAGAAAAUUACCCUUUGACAGUGAUAACCCGAAAGAAGCUUCAAAUGAACAUCUCGAAGAUCUGUCUCGUGCCAUAGUUCCACUUGUUCUACCUAUGGACGAGACUCCAAUCAAGCAAGAGAAAGAAUCUGUUCGUGAGGGCAAACUGGAAGCCUCACCAAUCCUUCUCAGCUCAGCAAGUGGUGGCAAAAGGGAAGCACUACAUCAAGAUGAAAAAAUGGACACAACACCAACAAACAUUGAAGAAGAGUCUACUGCAGAAUCCCCACGGACUAUCACGAACCUCAUGAGAGAAACUGUCCAUUCAGCCGAAACCAUCCAUUUGCAAUAUCUUGCUUUACGGCAAAAGGACACGAAAGUUUUAGAUGAUUUAUGCAAGAAGGUAGAUCUUCUGAUGGCUGCUCAAUCUCAACCUCAGCCUCCACCUCAAGAACAGCCUCAACCGUCUCAACAAGCUCAAUCUGAUCACAAGUUCCUUGAGCGAAUUGCUAAGAGACUUCAUGAAUUGGACACCACCAUGAACAAAGUUGCACGGCAACAACACGAGCUCAAACAUUCUCAUUUUGGCCUUAAAGAACAUGUUGACCUAGCAUUCAAUAAGGUUUCCUCUGUUCCUCCUACCACCUGUGCUGAUGAUGCCAAAAAGGGGGAAAAGAGAAAUGAUGACAAGGAUAGGGAUGAUGAUCAUCCGAGAGAUCCGAGAGAUAACACGAAAGAUCAGUCUCCAGAAGCAAGACACUCGCCUUCUCGGACACCAAGAGACUCUGGCCGAAGGAACACAAAUCCAUCCCAUCCUCCAUCAAGGUCUCGUGGUCACCAUUCUUCAAAGCCAAGAUCCAUGGUUGAUACCAAUCCAGAUCAAUUAAGCCUCGCCAAUCUUUUGGUUCUGAAGCCAAGUACAUCUUCGCGGGUCUGUCCAAGAGAGAACAGACAAAACUAA
This is a messenger RNA of Ipomoea nil (Japanese morning glory), 1452 nucleotides long. RefSeq names its product 101 kDa malaria antigen-like. The record is from RefSeq and is a predicted model, not a curated record. Bases 1 to 1452 code for a protein of 483 amino acids. NCBI's taxonomy places the organism in Eukaryota, Viridiplantae, Streptophyta, Magnoliopsida, Solanales, Convolvulaceae. The transcript has 2 exons.